This is a messenger RNA of Rotaria socialis, 1101 nucleotides long. NCBI's taxonomy places the organism in Eukaryota, Metazoa, Rotifera, Eurotatoria, Philodinida, Philodinidae. The record is from the annotation of a GenBank genome assembly.
AUGCUAUCAAAUAUAUUUGCUCGACUUUUACCAACGGUCCGACCAAUGCGUAAUUAUCAACAACAUUUAGUACGUUUAUUAGGCACAGCUGAAGCAGCAUCAACUGAAACUAAUUCGAACAAUCGCGAAAAAGGCGUCGUUAAACGAUUUUCAAAAGAAAAAGGUUUUGGUUUUAUAUCAAAAACUAGCGAUGGAACCGAUUAUUUUGUUCAUUUUAAAAAUAUAAAUGCAAGUGGUUUUAAAGUACUCGAAGAAGGACAAGAAGUUGAAUUCACUGUAACACAAGGUGCAAAAGGACUAGAAGCAAGAGAUGUUAGUGUACUUGGUGAUGGUGAUAAUUCACGCAGUUUCAAAUCAAUGUUUGAUCGUCCAUCCGAUGAUAAUUCAACAUCACGAAGAUCGAAUUUUGGUUCAACAUUAAGAAAUCGGACAUCACGAUCAAAUUCAUUUAAUUUUGGUGGCAAUGAAUCAUCUAAAUUAAAUUUUGAUGAACCAGACUCGACAUCAACACGAAAAACUUAUAAAUUCAAUGAAAGUUUAAGCAACUCCUCUGGAAAUGAUUUAUUUUCUUCAAAAAACCCACAAACAACUAAUGAACAAACACGUGAAUUCGGUUCAGUAAAACGAUGGACUGCUGAACGAGGUUUCGGUUUUAUUCGUCGAGCAAGUAGCGGUCAAGAUCUAUUCUGUCAUGUUCGAAGUCUCAAAGAUGGCGUGCAGUCACUUGAACCUGGACAAUCAGUCGAAUAUAGUGUUCAUCAAACGGAAAAAGGCGAAGAAGCACGUGAUGUUGCUAUCCUAGACGGUGAUCAUAGUGCAAAUCAAGAAAAAGCAAACAUCUCAACUGAAAAUCUUGGCGAACGUCACACAGGAACCGUUAGAAAAUGGUUAGAAGGACGAGGCUUUGGAUUUAUACAACGUGAGGCUGGUGGAUCGGAUUUAUUUGUACAUUUCCGAAAUUUAAGCAACGGUGCCCAAUCUUUAGAAGAAGGUCAAACCGUCGAAUUCAAUAUAACGAGAAACAAUAAGGGUGAAAUGGCACAAAAUGUAACUGUUACUCGUGAACAAAUGAAUGAUAAAAGUGAAUCAACGGAAAAGUAA